Neolamprologus brichardi is the source of this 1779-nucleotide messenger RNA. NCBI's taxonomy places the organism in Eukaryota, Metazoa, Chordata, Actinopteri, Cichliformes, Cichlidae. The record is from RefSeq and is a predicted model, not a curated record.
CCUACGCUAAAUAAACCCCAUCGACUGUAAUCCUUACUGUACACACUUGAAUCCUCUGCGGGUGUUUUUUGCUUAACUGUUAGCUUGUUUUUCCUCCCCCAACUACAGACAAGAAAUGGACAACUCUGGGAAAGAGAAGGAAGCUAUUCAGCUUAUGGCCGACGCUGACAAAAAAGUCAAGUCGUCUGGUUCUUUUUUGGGAGGGAUGUUUGGAGGGGGACAUCACAAAGUGGAAGAGGCAUGUGAGAUGUACUGCAGAGCAGCCAACAUGUUCAAGAUGGCCAAGAACUGGAGCGGUGCUGGAAAUGCAUUUUGCAAGGCUGCACGUCUCCAUAUGCAGCUGCAGAACAAACACGACUGUGCCACCAGUUUCAUCGAUGCUGGAAAUGCUUACAAGAAGUCUGACCCUAAUGAGGCAAUCAAGUGUUUAAAUGCUGCCAUCGAUAUAUACACAGACAUGGGAAGAUUUACCAUCGCAGCCAAACACCACAUCAGUAUUGCAGAGAUCUACGAGUCUGAACUAGUUGAUAUUGAAAAGGCGAUUGCACAUUAUGAACAAGCAGCAGACUACUACAAAGGAGAGGAGUCGAACAGUGUGGCAGCCCUAAUUGUGUGUGCCCUUGUCUGCCUGAUGCAGGUAAAGGAGUUUGACUCAAUCUCACGUCUGGACCAGUGGCACACAACCCUCCUGCUGCGCAUCAAAAAGACCAUCCAGGGCGAUGAAGGGGAUCUGAAAUGAAAGACACCUCGGGGUAGAAACGCAGCACGGAGGGAAAGUUUAUCACGCAUGCUUUCAAACACACAAACCAACACACACCCUUACACUCCCCUCACUGUGUAUAGCGUCCGGAGAGGAGUGUUCACUGAUGAUUUUUCAAUAUUUCACUGCUCACUUGCUGUUCUUUCAGAGCACUGUCUUUGUUUCAGCGUGUCUGAAUCUGGUCAGAAUGUAAAUCCUCUCGCCCUCACCUCUGUCUAGAGGAUUGCUGCAUACAUUUUUCUCUUGAAAUCUGUCCUGGGGGAUUUCAGAGCAGUGUAUACUGUUUUGAAGUUAGUACUGAUAAGAAAUAUUGCAUGUUUUGUACAGUUAUUGUUUACUAGUCAUAUGCAGCUUCUUUCUCUCUUUUUUUAAAUCUAGUUUAUUGUAUAUUUAAACAGAUUAUGUAAUGUUUCUCAUGCUUUGUAUGAAUUUAAAGAAUGUACCAUUAUCUUAGCUUGUGUUAUUGAGAUGGAAACAGAAAGAUCUUAAAACAAAAUUAAUUUAUUACAUCCACAAACUCUUAUUUAGCUUCCAUUUUAUCACCACAGGGAGGGUAAUGAUAUGCACUAAGUGUAGACUGUUAUACAUUUAUAGGUAAUUUUAUUACUGCUGUUUAUGAUUACGUUAGGAUUUGUCAACUUAAUGAUACUUUGAAUGUUUGAAGCUGCGAUUUAGAGUUUGUACUGUUGAAUGAAAAGCACUGACACAGAUCUCCUUACUUCUUAUACCCAGGGCUGUAAUCCUGUGCUGAUGAGCAUCAUUAGUCACUCAUAAUGUGCUGUAAACGUAUCAUUGAAGGUUUACUACUGCACUGUAAACCUUGCAAAUGGCCAGUCGCUAAGCAUGUCAUUGUGUAUAGUUCAGUGUUGUGUACUUUCACUAUUGUUAGCCAGACCAAAGUGUUUACUAAAGGGUCAGUUGCCCCGUGUACCCAGCUGCUCCCAGGUGGGAUAACAGUGGGCUGUGGAUUUGAUCAGUAUGCUUGUGCAAAUGGAAAUUAAUAAAGGCAUUAUAUCCCA